AUGGACCAAACUUUAACAAUAAAUAAUGAAUUACAUUCAACUGACAAUGAUAAAUCUGAAAAAAGAAUUACUUCACAAGAAACAGUACCAUUUGUAGAAGUUCGAACAUCAAAACGAAAACGGUGGAUAUAUNAUACUUAUAUAAUUCAAGUCUUUUUGUUAUCUAAUAUAACAUUUAUUGGAUAUUCUAAUUUAGACACAGUUGUAUUUUCAACAUCAGGUGGAACACGAAAUCCAAAUGUCUCGGAUGAUGGUACGCAUUAUGCAAUGGAUAACCUCUGUAUUAGUGUUAAAUGA
Molecule: messenger RNA, 297 nt
Organism: Adineta ricciae
Lineage: Eukaryota; Metazoa; Rotifera; Eurotatoria; Adinetida; Adinetidae
Source: the annotation of a GenBank genome assembly